GUGCCUCUCGAGAAGUUGUCAGACCAAGAAGCCGCGAAGGUGUUCGUGUCGAUGCUCCUCCGCCGUGGCCAAGAUCGAUUGUUGAACGGCCUCUCCAAGGAGCAGGCAGUAGAACUAUUGCAAGAAGAGAAGUUGCUGCGAAACUGCAGAGGACAACUCACCGAGGUGUUGAGUGUGGUCGACGAAGUGAUCUCUGCUCAGAUUCCGCUCUUUGAGAGGCCACCCUGA
Messenger RNA from Cladocopium goreaui, 228 nucleotides. Lineage: Eukaryota; Dinophyceae; Suessiales; Symbiodiniaceae. The record is from the annotation of a GenBank genome assembly.